Molecule: messenger RNA, 7135 nt
Organism: Mytilinidion resinicola
Lineage: Eukaryota; Fungi; Ascomycota; Dothideomycetes; Mytilinidiales; Mytilinidiaceae
Exons: 4
Coding region: 1-6807 (2268 amino acids)
Molecular function (GO): ATP binding; ATP-dependent chromatin remodeler activity; methyltransferase activity
Source: RefSeq, a predicted model, not a curated record
AUGCUCAGCCGGAUUACAAGCUUCUUUUCGCCUGCCCAAGGACAGAAGAGAAGCCAUGCGGAAUUUGAGCAAAACACAGCAGCGGGAGCUGAGGAUGAUCGGGACGAACUCAUGCCCGACUACAUAGCUGAAACUAGAAAGCCAACAGCUCCCCGGAAGCCGAUCAGUGCGCUAAAGCCAACGCCUGCGCGAAAGCGAGCACCUACGCGUACGCCAGCACCUACCCGAAAGCCAGCGCCUGCUCGAAGACUCGAUCCCGCCCGCAAGUUAAAAACAACGGGCAAACCUGCGACACCCCGCAAACCUUUAGACAAUGUACGGGUCACUUCGCAGAGGGCCAACGCGACCGUUCUUCCGCCAAAACGAAUGAUCUUGAGCCAUGUUGAGAUCCCUGUCAUAAAGAAGCGCAUGAACCCACUCCCCACACCCAGAUCUGCUACCUCUACAGCUGCUCCCGCGAUCACCGCCACAGAAAACGACCUCGAAGAUUCAUCACCCGCACGACCCCGCCGCAAGAGGGCUCGUGUUUCGUACGUGGAAACGUGGAAUAUCCCAGUAUCAGACGAUUCUAGCAACGAGGUUGAUGACGAAGAGAGUGAUUCUGCGUCGACAUUCUCUAGAGAAGAAGAGAUGGAACUAGACGAAAGUAGCGACUACGAGGAAGACUCUGCUCACUCUGACGAGAGUUCGGAAGACAUGAUUGAGGACCCAGGGGAGGAAGAUGUUGACGUUGACGUUGAUGACGCCGCAUCUGUGAACGAGGAUGGUGCACCAGUCACGAAAUCGAAGGGCAAAGCAACAUUUCCUAAGCUUGUGGAAAUAUCUCAGAGGAACGGAAUCGAUAGGAGCUUGCCUCCCAUAUCCGAUAUCAAGGAAAUAUUCAAGAAGAUUGCUCAAAGAGCAUUGGAGCUUGGACUAAAGGAAUGUCUCGGUCCACUCCAAAGCCGGUUUUUGAAUGUCGCAACCAUGUGCUCGGGAACCGAAAGUCCUAUCUUGGCAUUGCAGUCGAUAAACGACGCUCUGGAAGAGCUAGGACAACCCACCCUGCCCUUCAAACAUUGCUUCAGUGCGGAAAGUGAGCCUUUCAAACAAGCAUACAUUGAGAGGAACUUCGAUAUCGAUAUCAUCUUUCGAGACAUCGAAGAAUUUACGAUUGAUGGCAAAGCCGCAACCAAAGCGUACACCGCAUACGGCGCUUUAGUCCCAAUUCCGAAAGAUAUCGACCUUUUGAUCGCCGGCUUUGUGUGUAAGGAUAGAUCCAUGCUCAAUGCUAAGAAGAAAAAGGUCAAUCAGAAAGGCCAGACACUCAAUACGUUCAACGCGAUCCUCGCAUACGCCAAAGCUCACCGGCCUUCCAUCGUCAUCCUCGAAAAUAUUAUGGGUGACCGGAAGGACUGGGAGGAAUACAAGAAACGCUACGAGAAUGAAGGUUUCGAGUGCAGCUUCGAUAAUCAAUUCGACAACAAGAACUAUUAUUUGCCUCAGACUAGAAACCGAGGCUAUAUGAUAUGCCUGGAUCGCAACAAGUUCGGCAAGGGAGUGAAGGAAGCUGUGACCAGGUGGCUCGAUUUAGCGAAGAAAUUUGAACGAAAAGCGAGUAGUCCACUCACAGAGUUCGUACUACCGGCCGACGAUCCCCGCGUCCAGCAAGCUCGCAAAGAAUAUCUGGCAAGGAACAUUAAUCAGGCAGGCAAAAAGGCUGAUUGGGAGGUAUGUCGCGGCCGGGCUGAAACUGAACGAAGUCAUUACAAGCUCGGAGAGCAACGCCCCUUCACCAAUUGGGUGAAUGGAGGUUCCUGUGUUGCUCCGGACUAUGUUGACGGACCAUGGCUCAAGCGUCAAGUGGAACGGGUCUGGGACUGCCUUGAUGUCCAUCUCCUCAGAAACGCAACUCCUCAGAGAGGCUCUUUCGACUCACGCUACAAGAUGCGCGUCUGGAAUCUGUCACAGAACUGCGAUAGAUUCAAGGACACUCAGCCAUUUGGAAUAGCGCCAUGUCUCACACCUACUGGAAUUCCGUUCAUGACAGACCGAGGUGCCAGAGCUACUGGCUACGAUUUCUUGCUACUGCAGGGUAUACCCAUUGACAAGAUCCUCUUCACCACCGAGACAGAUGAACAAAUACAGGACCUGGGAGGAAACAGUAUGGGUUCUACCGUCGUGGGCGUUGUAACGCUCUCGGCUCUAAUUGUUGCGUUCAAAUCUCUUCCAAUUAAAGAGCGUCACACCACUCCUCAACUGAACACCCGGCUUUCUCAUCCCGCAUACCCAACAACAGGCCUUGAGUUACUUGAAAACCGUUCACUGCAAGAGCACCUCCAUACCAAAGUCGAUGAUAUAGAGCGCUUGAAAUCGGAUGCACUCUCAAGUCGAAGUAUGUGCUUUUGUGAGGGGCAAGGGCCAUCGGUGUGCAAUCUAAUCCAACACUGUGAGUCUUGCAGACACACCGCCUGUACUCUCUGCGCUGGCAGCCCAGUACACGAAUAUGGGCCUACCCAUACUAGCAUGAGCACGCGCAUGCGCCCACAGGAUUUUCGACAUAAAUGGGAAGCUGCCUUUCCUACUAGAGUAACACUCGAGAAGCCGAAAGACUUUGGAAGCAUCCGGAAACUAUGGAGAGGGACAAAACCAGCCUUAUCUCAGGAUUAUGCGAAUAUUGUCACUAGCAUCUUUGACAAAGAACUACUAUUACAACCCUUCACUCGAUCCCGUUCUUGGAAAGUGCGAUACGACUCUCCCGCGGCCCGACUCGAGCUCAUCCUCGCGGAGACUCCCGAGUGGAGGCUCUAUGCAAAGGCGUCAUCAUCCGAGAACAUGGAUGAAAGCACUAGGGCGGCAUUUGAGCAUCCUAUAGCUCGUUCAGUCAUUACAGAUGGUAGACUUCUCCCUACUUCUUGGGAACCUUUCGUUCCUCAGGGACAGAAAUUCAAGAUUACGAGUCAACGCUCCGGAGAAUUACGACCGUCAUGGCGUGCAACAUUAGGUCUACCUGAGUUCAAAGAAGAAAAGAUGGCCACCGAACUGAUCAUCGGCUCACAAAAAGGAGGACUCUCGGGCUUCGACUUCUCUGGGACAUACACUCUGCGUCCCAAGUGCGGCACAGCAAAAGGCUACCUUUUCAGGAGAGUGCUGCCUCCCACUAGAAGCGGUGGGCAAGACGACGUUUUUCUUUUCCUCGAUCCUUCACCGCUCGGAGAUCCUCGAAAUGACUGCUUUGUAUUCAGCAAAGAUCAUGGCAGAUUACCAUGGGGAGAGCAGCGAGAAGUUAUAGCUCGCUUGGACCCCGUCUGGGAGCCUCUGGUGGACAAUAAAUCAAAGCAAGAUAUCGCGAAAGUAGAGCACAUUACCGCGACUGUGGACGGGGAAUGGAGAAGCGACUCAUCCUUCUCUGCGACUGUCUUGCCCGUUCACACCAAAAUAUCUCUUCGGUCUCCCUUUCCGACGAAGCCAUGGGCUGGAUUGGCAAUAGCAAGGGGUUGUUCGACUUUGGCGACGCUCCUGGAAUGCAAGUUCGAUCUCCCUAGUCACAUCAAUAGCCAAUGGGCUAGCCGCAAACAUAUUGGCCUCAGAGACAAGUCUUUCUUCGACUCAUUCUCUUUUGUUCUUAGGAGAAUACAGAGCAUGCCGUCUUUGAACAAGUGGGAAAGUCUGGCAAUGCCUUCAGACGAGCACUGUGAAACAUGUGCACCAGCCACCCCUACUAUUUUGUGGCAAUUGAACCCGAAAUCGAAACGGGGCGCUCCUGUUGUGGUACCUUACGAGCAUCCCUUGGAUGCUAUAGGCUUCGAGAAGAUGCUCAAAGAACGACCUGCACCGUUCAGGAUCGAACUUGAUGUUGGUACCCAUGGCGGCAAAAUCACCAUCAGUCACAACGUUCAGACUAUGGUUCAUCGUGCUGUCGCUAGGCUUGCCGGCGUCGGGGAUUCCCCAAGGGUGUCUUGGAAACUCAUCACCGAUGCAUACGCUUCCGCAAUGCACACGUUCCCACGUUUCACCUUGAAAGAUAACGACGAGGACGACCCUGAGGCUACUCCGGAUGGGAUGAAAAAGCCACUUUUCGAGAAACAGGAACGUUCGCUAGCUUGGAUGAUCAGACAAGAAGACGAUGCUGCACCGCCUUUUACACUCCGCGAAGUCGAGGAAGCAGCGCUCCCACAUCUGAACUGGAGAGCCGAAGUCAAGGCUGAGAAAAAUAUCCGCAUCAGAGGCGGCGUAUUGGCAGAUAAGGUUGGAUUCGGCAAAACUAUCCUGAUCCUCGGACUGGCCCAGUCCGAAUUUGACAAGAAAUCAGAUGAGGAAAUCAUUCGGGAAAACUCGCUGGCAAAAGGAAAGGGCCCAAGCCUCAUUAACAUAUCCGCUACGCUUGUCGUUGCCUCCGGUAAUAUUACGAAGCAAUGGAGAAGCGAAAUCAUAACAUUCCUAGGAAAGAAGUAUGAUGGAAAAGAGACUCUGUUGAUUGAAAACGCGAAGCAGCUCGAAAAGCUCUCUGUGGAAGACUUCACAUGCGCGAAAUUCAUUAUUGUGCAAUGGAGAGUUCUAUUCGAUGCAAAAUACGUGUCGAGACUGUCGCACUUGACGGCGAUGCCAGAGCCGCUCACUACAAACGGGAGAGUCUUCGCUUCUUGGCUGGAUCAAGCCAUAUCCCAGCUCCCUACUAACCUUCAAACCCUGAAGCGCGAAGGGAUCCGCACAUUCGAGGAAGAUAUUCAACGUCAAUACGAACGAAAUCUCGCUAACCCUAAGCUUCACAAGGAGGUAGGUUCCAAGCAGUUACAGGCUUCUACAGGAUCCCGAUCAUCGAAGAGCGUGCAGGAGGGAAACGAGUUAGCUGAUUUGAAAUGGCCAGUCUUGCAGCUCUUCAGAUACAAUCGCAUUGUUGUCGAUGAAUACCCAUAUUUACAAGCGGAGAAAGGAGGACGAGGUAAAGACAACAGCAUCGGAGCCUACUUAUCGAUCACAAGACUUCAACGCGAGAAGAUGUGGAUUCUCUCUGGCACACCGGAUCUUGAUGACUUCAGCGAUGUGAAGCGCUUAGCGGCCUUCUUCCAGAUCAAUCUAGGCGCCGACACGAAAGCUCCUAGUGUCGUUACACGCCGUAACUUGCGAAAGAUUGCGGAAGACCGCAGUAAGACAGAAGAGUUCCUGAGCUUUCGAGAGAGCAGAUCUAAUGAGUGGCACCAACGCCGCCAUGAAUAUGCACAGGGCUUCUUAGACAGAUUCGCUCGACAAAAUAAGCCUGACAUCAAGAACAUUCCAUAUCAGGAGCAUCUCAGCCUAUCGAAUUUGAACCUUACUCAUCGGAUACUCUAUACGGAAUUGAUGUAUCAUUUUGGAUCCAACUCCAUGAUGAUGCCAAGUAUUACGGAGGCAGAACACUCCGACAGGAACUCACGCAUCAAUCGUUCUAUUGCCGGUUCUAGAAGCCCAGAAGGAGCUCUCCUUAAGAGCAGCUGUUUUAUCGACGAUGUUGGAGAUCUACCCACCAUUCGGCAGCGAGAAUUGGACGAUUCGGGACCACAGUUGGAGGCUAAGAUUGUGGAGGCCGAGAAACUGAAGAGGAUUUGUGGCAGCGCCGACACCCAUUACGGCAACUGGAGGGCCUCCAGGCUCUCGCAACGUGAUAUAUUUGGCGAUCCCAUGGUAUCAGCCGAAGUUCAGAGCUUCAUCAAAAAUGCACAAAGCCAAGCGCCCAGUCACCAUGACAGUCACUCUCCGACAAAUAAAGACAUGCCUCUGCUACGAAAACUGGACGGCCAGAUUCGCACAAUGGAACGGAUAUUCCUCUCCAACUCGAGAUCUGUUCGAUAUGCGAAAGCUCUCCACCGUCUUCACCGAGCCAGAACUGAUGACAAGCUCUCGAUCAGGUGUGAUAAGUGCCGGAUACCCAUCCGCAACACCUCUGAUCUAUUCGUUAUCCCAAACUGCGGUCAUUUUUCUUGCGGCAGAUGUCUACACGUCGACAUUACCUCAGAUAUCUGUGUAGUCGAAGGUUGCGAUACCAGCUUAGCGGCUUCUCAGCCUAUCGGUGUCGACAUCUUCCAGCAUGUAGACACGCUACCUGAAAAACCCUCAACCGCAAAGUUGGAAAAGCUGUUCAGCUUCCUCCAUAUCAUCAAAACCGAUCAAGUGUUGCUCUUUGUUCCGGAUUACGAGCUUUUGGGACAGAUAGACACCGAACUCGCCGUUCGAGGAAUCCGGCAUUUGGCCAUUAAGAAGAAUGACGCCGAUCCGGGAUCUAUCAUCACUACCUUUCAAGGUGAAACUCAAUAUCGAGUACUCGUGCUAAACAUUUUUGAUGUAAAUGCUGCUGGAGUGAACCUUCAAUGCGCUAACCAUGUGAUGUUUCUUUCCCCAUUACUGGCACCGUCCCAGCACGAAUACGAGGCCAAGAUGGAACAGGCCAUUGGUCGUGUACGAAGAUACGGUCAGAAGAAAGCUGUCCAUAUCUAUCAUUUCGCGAAUCUGCAUACCAUAGACGUGGAUGCCAUCCAGCGUCAUCACCGGCGAUCUGACCAACUAGUCGGAUUACUAAGAGAGCCGGAGCUGGAGCCGAAAGUGACCAUGGCAAAGACGAAGGGCAAAGGAAAGGCUUCGUCAAAGAAGGAGGACUCCCUAGAAGGACCUCCGAUUCCGGCAGAACCUACACAGCUUGUUACGAACAAGGAAGGGGAAAUAGUUCUGGUUCCAGUGUCCUGGCUUACUGAUUGUGCGAAGGCUGAGGCGGGGAAUAUCGAUCCUGACAGCACAAGCGGUUUCUCUACACUGACAAUGUUCUCCGAGACGUACGGCGCCCUAGAGGAGUUCUAGAGCCGCUUCUGUCAUAUGCGACGGCCAGAAUGGGUGGCCGGAAAGGAAGUGUGUUACGCUGGUAAUUUCGGGUUACUGUUCCACGAUCCAUUCGGAUCUAGGCCUUCCAUGCCACCAUCCGGGACAAACAUACACCCGGUUUGUCUCAACGUGGUCCUUUUAUUUUCCAGCAUUGCUCCUUCACAGGCGUUUUCGGCGUUGCUUCAUUUCAUUUGUCGCUUAGAUUAGCAUUUGGUACUGGAGCAAUCGAGGUAGCGCGGCCAAGCUAGCACGCAAGCAAACUUGCCCUCGUGUACCUCGGGGUCUUUAAUUGCAUAUCUCUCAUCGC